Messenger RNA from Pristis pectinata (smalltooth sawfish), 2936 nucleotides. Its product is annotated as NADH-cytochrome b5 reductase 3-like. Gene Ontology annotation, cellular component: mitochondrion. Gene Ontology annotation, molecular function: FAD binding; oxidoreductase activity. Lineage: Eukaryota; Metazoa; Chordata; Chondrichthyes; Rhinopristiformes; Pristidae. Bases 50 to 952 code for a protein of 300 amino acids. The transcript has 9 exons. The record is from RefSeq and is a predicted model, not a curated record.
CGGGACGAGGGCGCGGUUACUUUGUGUCGGAGCGAGAGGAGCGGCCGGGAUGUUGGGCCGAGUGGCGGCGGCGCUCUUCUCCUUUCUGAGAUCACUGAUCGAUGUCUUCCUGAAGCUAUUUGGUCUCAAGAAAACAGGUCCACCGAUCACACUCGAAGACCCAAACACCAAGUAUGCACUGAGGCUGAUCGAUAAGGAGGUCGUGACCCGUGACACGAGGAGGUUCCGCUUCGCCCUCCCUUCCCUGGAUCACAUGCUGGGACUGCCAGUCGGGCAGCAUGUCUACCUGUCAGCCAGGGUGAACGGGCAGCUCGUGGUCAAGCCCUACACUCCUGUCUCCAGCGAUGAUGACAAGGGAUAUGUGGAUCUGGUGGUCAAGAUUUACUUUAAGGGUGUCCAUCCAAAGUUCCCUGAAGGAGGUAAAAUGUCCCAGUACCUGGAGAACCUGAGGCUCCAGGACAGCAUUGACUUCCGGGGACCUAGCGGUCUGCUUGUUUACAAGGGAAAAGGACAGUUUGCCAUUCGUCCUGAUAAGAAAUCUGAAGCCAAGAUCAAGGAGGUUAAGAAAGUGGGCAUGAUUGCUGGUGGGACAGGCAUCACCCCUAUGCUGCAACUGAUCCGAGCGAUUGUGAAGGAUCCCAAUGACCCCACGAUUUGCCACCUGUUGUUUGCCAACCAGAGUGAGAAAGACAUUCUUCUGCAAUCUGAGCUGGAAGAAAUUGAGGCAGAGAAUCCUCAUCGUGUGAUAAUCUGGUACACCUUGGACAAAGCACCGGAAGGCUGGAAAUACAGUGAGGGAUUUGUGAGUGAACAGAUGAUCCAGGACCACCUGCCCCCACCAGCAGAUGAUGUGCUCAUUCUAAUGUGUGGUCCUCCUCCAAUGAUAGAAUUCGCCUGUAACCCGAACCUUGACAAACUGGGCUACGGUCAGGACGCACGGUUUGCAUUUUGAGCUUCUGGCCAGAAAUGGAAUCGGAGUACUGGCCAGGAUUCCAUUUUAUAUAAGCUACCUACUUAAUCGUAAAACGCCAGCAUGUCAUUUCAGCUGAAAUUCAAAGGCAAGCUUUUGGGGCGGGUGGUCUCGGCUGGCUGUACUUUGUACUUUUGAACUGCUGCUGCUUCAUUGUAAAUUUGCAAAACAGUGUUUGAGAGAGACACUCUGGCUUUGGAAUGGGGAAGCAGCAGAGGCACGUCCAAACAAUUCUCUGCUCCUUUAGGCUCUCUACUUGCACUAAGCUCCAGUGUCUGACUUUGUAUAUCCUGCUCUGUAAAGGUGAUUAGGCAAAGGCUGGUGGUGUGGCUGACAUGCAGCUAAUUAGAUGAGAGAAUGUAAUUUGUGCUUGAGGUGAGAGUUCUGGGAACACAGCAACAGGAAGGAAAGGACAGGGGCAGCUGCAUCUCUGACAGGGCCACAGUGACAGAAGUGAUGUGAAUGUCAUGUGUCUAGAGGAUUACUGUGGGUAGGUUUUUGGCAUAACUUCAGUUUGAAAUGGAGAUUAAAGCAAUUUUUAAAAAUAACAUUCAUUUUAAUGUGCUGUGGUUUGCUUGCUAUGUAAUCAGCACUGGCUGCAGGUUAAGGGGAACCCUUAAAAGGUUUCUGACCAAAGCAUUUCCUGACCAAGGAAAUGUUAUAUUGACACCAUUAAGACCAGGUGUGGAAGGUAGGGUAAUGCAAAUGAACUGCUUCAGCCCUAGUGGGAAAACCACAGCUGUGUGAGAGUUUGUUAGAUUAUUGGGCAUUACGGUAACAGUCUUCUCCCCAGGGGAGGGGAAAGAUUUAAAAGCGACCUGAGGGGCAACUUUUUCCAUGCAGAGGGUGGUGAGUAUAUGGAACGAGCUGCCAGAGGAAGUGGGUGAGGCAGGUACAACAGUGUCAUUUAAGAACCUGGAUAGGUACAUGGAGGGGCAGGGCUUGGAGGGAUAUGGGCAGAACACAGGAAAUUGGGACCAACUGCGUGGACAAUGUGGUCAGUAUGGACUGGUUGGGCCGAAGGGCCUGUAUCUGUGCUCUGACUAUUCCUUGUCAGGAUCAUUCCUAGGGGUGGCUUGUUGUGUUGCUCCCUGUUAGACUGACUCAAGUGAAUGAUUUGGCAAGUGGGCACACAGGAAAAUUUAACAACUCAAUUUCAAAUGUCAUGGGUUCUUCACUCACGGUCUGAAACAGCUCCCAUUGGAGCUGCUUCAAGGUCUCAACUUCUCUGGAAUCCCCGGCAAGGCUGAAUGGUGAUAGUCUGUACCAUAUUAAUGCUAAGGGAGCGGUUAUUUUAGAAACUUGUUCAGCAGAGCUUGUCCCUGAAGCAGAAAGUGACAUCAACAGUACACCCUCAUUCUCGAGCAGAUACCUUGUUACUGUGCUGUUCAACUCUGCUAAUGUGCCCUACAGCCCACCCUAUCCAUGAUGACCACUCUACAUGCCUAUACUAGCCCCACUUAGAUGGUUUCCAAAGCCUUCUAUACCUUGCGGAUCCUGGUUUGACCAGAUGAUCCAGUAUAAAAUCCUUGUACUCUCAACCUCAUCACAGAUAAAAUCAUGCUUUGUUGGACAUGCAGCCUUGAUUUCCGCUCCUCACUAUCCAGCCAUUUAACCAGUUUCUGUAGGUAGCUCCUUCCAUCCACUGCAGUUAUCUUCUGCAGCUGCUUGAAAAAGUUAAUUAAUGCCAACUUGAUUUAGAGUUUAAGUCAGAGGCUGAUAACUAUAUAAGCUAACUUAAGGAAUGUUUUCCUGUACACUACUAGUAUUUGCCUGUCAGCCUUUGGUCCUUACCACCAAGGGCAGACCACACUACUGUAUUAAAGAUCACUUCAGCUAUCUGCAGGAUUUCCCAAAUGUUUAAACUUUGGCAACUUCACAUUUAGCAGAAUUAAUACCUGCACAAUUGUAACAUUUAAUGCAUUAUCUAUGUAAUAAUGGAGCAAAGUAAAGUUAUUAAAUGGCA